AAGCAGCAGAAAUGUCUCCAGAGGAGGACCCGAUACUGAAAACUGAAAACAUGGAGCCUGAAGUUAACAACAGAAGCGCCACGACUGCGAUUAAUGUAGAUGAGAGUGUCAGUUUCUCCCGUGUGAGCUCCGUCGCUACAGGCUGGAUGCUGGACUUUAUGUUCGUCAGUUUGUGUCGACGGUUCAAGGAGGGAAAGUUUGAUGAGUUCAGUAAAACGGUCUCGGCUCUCGAGGCCCUUUGUCAGAGUUCAUCUCUGAAAGGAAACCUCCACAAUGAGAAAACACUCAUAUGUGCCUUCCUGGCAAGAGUCAUGCAUGGAAAGGAACUGGAUAUCCUGUUUGAGGAAGAUGACCAUGUGAUGCCUCUGAUGUCCGCUGCCAAAGUAUGGUCAAGCCUACAGCACACUGUGGCAGAUGAAAAUGUGUUCAAAAACAUCACCAUUCUUUUGCUUGUCCAGUCUGUGGCUGUGUGCUUGGAGAAAGGCCAAAGAUCGUCUGCUUCCUCUGUCCUCAAGUGGCUUGACAAGAACCAUGAAUUCCCACAGAACUUGAGAGUUAAGCUGUCGACAGUAGUGGCACAGAGGGACACUUACCACCCGUUCCUCAUGAGCUUCAGCUUCAGCCGUUUGCUGGAAACGAUACAGUCUUACUUGGAUGCCUACUUGGAGAAGAAUCCCUGUGACUACCUUCUCAAGGAAGCCACAAAGGUGGUGCAGUCGUCACAGAACACUGACGGCUUGGAGGACAUGGUGACGCAGGAGGAGAGCGCUCUGUCAGAGGAAGAAAACAAAUCAGCGGUGGAGAGAAAGAAAAAGAAGAGCACUGUGCAGUUGAGGACAAAACGGAAACUACUGUCAACUAAAAUUACAGAUGUAUGGCAAACUGAUUGCUGCAAGACACCCAUUGUCUCUGUCAAAAGACUCGCCAUGCACGAGGUGUCUCAGAUGACAGCUGUGAAGUCAGAGGACACCUCAACGAUCCAGAAAACAAGGAAACUACCUCAGAAAUGGACCCCCCAGCUGGACAAAUACCUCAAGGAUGGAGUUAAACGUCACGGCCAGGGGAAGUGGUCUCGCAUUUUAAAGGAUUAUGACUUUGAAGGACGCACUGGCACCAUGCUCAAAGACCGCUGGAGAGUUCUGAUGAGGGCAGAUAAAGUAGGCUGAAGAAGGGAAGAGCGACCCUUUUGAU
Molecule: messenger RNA, 1191 nt
Organism: Epinephelus lanceolatus (giant grouper)
Lineage: Eukaryota; Metazoa; Chordata; Actinopteri; Perciformes; Serranidae
Gene: terf1
Product: telomeric repeat binding factor (NIMA-interacting) 1
Biological process (GO): telomere maintenance via telomerase; negative regulation of telomeric D-loop disassembly; negative regulation of DNA replication
Cellular component (GO): nuclear telomere cap complex; chromosome, telomeric region; nucleus
Molecular function (GO): protein homodimerization activity; telomerase activity; G-rich strand telomeric DNA binding
Source: RefSeq, a predicted model, not a curated record